AUGGAACGUAUCGCUGGAGAGCUCGGCGUGGAUAUUGCCCACCUUCCGACAGCGAUCAUGCGCAACAAAGUCAUGCGAGUGAAGGAUCGCCUAGACGUGGGAGAACAAUCGGGUGUCGUCUAUCAGAUCCUAUGUCGGGACUGUCCUCGCCACUACACAGGACAGACCGGACGACUUAACUCACGAACAACGGAGCACAAUCGGGCGUUCCGAAGAGGCGAUCGGGUGUCUCAGGUUGUCACUCACACCCUGGAGGAAGGCCAGGAAUUCAACUUUGCGAGCACGCGAAUAGUAGCUCGGGCCAGCAACAAGACAGGGCGAGAACUGUUGGAGGCCUGGGUGUCUGACACCAACUCUAUUAACAGACAUGUUGACAUGCCCCUCUGUUAUUACGCGCUCCGUUCCCGCGGCCAAGAGGCGAGACCCAAUUCACGGUCAAGGGUGCACGCAGUCACGCCACCGUGAGACGGCGUGGGACUCAGCUUAUCGCGAAUACCACCCUCGGCACUCAUAUCCCCCCCUUUCAUGGCUUGACUACAAAAACUGCUCAUUUGAUGUCGCAUUCUCACAGUCUCUGACGAUGGCCUCCUGUACGAGACCGAAAGCUCAGACUAAUACACCUACUGUCCCAGAGAUCGCAUGUUCAUUUUCUUUACAGAAAAUUGUUCAGUCGUUGUUGCACUCUCAUAGUUUCAGAAAGUGGACUCGCAUAUAAGUCCGAAAUCUCAGACUGAUAUAAUUACCGUUCCAGUGAUCGCACGUUCUUCUUCUGCUUCUUCUUCCUUCUCCUCUUCUUUAGACGACGAGCAUAUGGCACUUGAGCACACCAGCCCUCAACCAAUACGACCUAGGCUGCUAGACAUGGAACGCCUGGGCUUGCUCCCCACAAGCCUAUUAAAGUAGCUAAUGUCAAGGUCUCUCUCUUAGCUCACGACCUGGCCUCACCCGCGGCCAUCGCGGACAAAGGCAGCAACUCUGGAUUCAGCUCACGAGAGACCCCCUCCUUCGUGUGUUUUUCAUCAUAUCCUGUUCAUUGAUUUCGGUACUCAAAGUUCGCCCACUAAAUCAGCCGCUGCAAUCAGUUCAUAAGUUAAACUUCAGUUAGAUAUGGCAAUGUAGCCGCACCUGAGGUAAACUAACCUCAGUCACCUGUAAUACGGGACCGGUUAUAAUAGGGGUUUUUACAGAUGAAGCCGGGAAGCGCACAGGCAACGGGGUCAAGUAGUUGUAUGCGUGGUCUUACUUCGAGCGGUUGCCAAACAGUUUCCUAACUGCUAACCCAUGACCAUAAAACCAACCCUAAUCCGAACCCUUUAACUCUAACCCUAACCCUUGACUGCAGCCCUAAACUCUUACCCUGAAACAUUCAACGCGAAAGUUGGAAGGAGAUGGACGGCCAAAAGUCAAGAAGGGCCACCGGCAUUGGGCCAAAAAAAGUAGAAACGGCAACAAAGAAACAAGACCGCUAACAGAACAUACACAGCAACGAACAGUAACACAAUGCCAACGUAAUCACACCAACUCGAAAUAAUUAAGUAGGCCAACAGUAUUGUGUCCAUCAGGUGCGGUCACAUAACCACAUCUUACCUAAACUUCGCUUGAACCACCUAGAGAAGUGGGAAGCGCUGGUAUAUCCCAGGGCUACCCUCCAUUUCCUAAAAGUCCACCCAAACAGAAUUGAAAGCUCCAGGGAGCAGGGAAUUUUUCAGAGUCCAAGAUUUGGUCAGACGCAGCGAUCGAUAUUCCAUCCUGAUGUUAACCAGAUUACUGACGAAAACAGCCUCCCGUCGACACAGAACGCCUGCAUCCUAGCUAGCGCGCAGCAUCCUUUAAAGUCCCCAUACGCCGAAUACAUAGCCUAAGCCGACUUUCAUUUUUGCCGGGUUUGCUACAACCCAGGCAGCGAUGUUACGGGCGACCGCUCUAGAACACCCACCAGCCCACAAAAUUUCGCCUGGAGACGGAGUAAGUCCUCUGUUUCUCCUCGUCCUCAAACCCGCUAGGUAAGUCUCUCACAUCCCCGCAGCUUUAUGGUGUUUGAGUACGUUCGCUGUGGCGAGGGGAAUGGUAGACUAGGCGUCGUUGUUUUGAAUGAGAUAGAAGCCACCCUGUUGUCGACACCAAACAUUCUCUGCCUGCCCAGUAGGAGGUCACGUGAUAAAACGAAACUACACGUAAACCGGUUUGGAGGCAGAGGCAAUCGCUUAGCUGCGCCGACUUAUUUCACGUGCCAUAUUUAGGGGCACGUGCAUCGGUGACUACAGUCACAGCGUAAGCGGCAAAACGGUGGCAAACCUUCAGCUACACCUUGCGAGUAGUCGAGGCGGCGUGCAUCUCGCGAGCACAGCCUGAUGGCGCUUUUGGUGACAAUGAUGUUGCUGCUGCCGCUGCUGCUGCUGAUGACGAUAGUAGUGGUGAUGAUGAUGAUGGUGGUGGUGGUGGUGGUGGUGGUGGUGAUGUUGCUGCUACUACUACUACUACUACCACUACUACUACUACUACUACUACUACUACUACCACUACUACUACAACUACUACUACUACUACUGAUGAUGAUGAUGACGACGACGACGACGACGAUGAUGAUGAUGAUGAUGAUGAUGAUGAUGAUGAUGAUGAUGAUGAUGAUGAUGAUGAUGAUGAUGAUGAUGAUGAUGAUGAUGAUGAUGAUGAUGAUGAUGAUGAUGAUGAUGAUGAUGAUGAUGAUGAUGGUGAUGAUGAUGAUGAUGAUGAUGAUGGGCGAUGUCAGUUGGAGACCACAGUGGUUUUCCGGGUGAAGUUCAUGUGGCAUAUUUUCGUUGAGGAGAUUGGGAGGGAUGCGCGCGAAGAUUUUACGAAAACGGUGCUCAGCCAGAUUCCUCUGUGACUGUCACAGAAUUGCUGGUCCUCUUCCCUUUUGUGCAGAUGGUGUUGUCCUCGAAAUCCAGGGGGUAAAAAAGAGUCAAUUGCUCCUUCAGACGGAAGACGAUGAAUCUCUUCUCGCUCAAAUUUCUCAUCUAUGUUAGCGUGCCUAUGAGAUUUGUCGCUACAGGUCAGGAAACAAACGAGGAGCCUGGACGCGAGAACGCAGACUUAAGUCCACUAAAGGAAUCGCAUCACUUUUGGGGGGUCGAAGAAAGUCAUGGCCAAGUAAGACAUCGGCGUACAAAUCCAGCGGAGCCGAUGGCUCGAUCUUUUAGUAAACGGUAUCUUUAUAUUUAGUUGAGACGGGAACAUACAAUAGAAGCGAAGAGACGAGUCCCAGGAAGUAGUCUUGAAGAAGGAGACACGAUCGCUGGGACAAGAGCUUCACUACCCUGCGUUUCGGAUUCCUACUCGAAACCAUCAUCAGAUACAAAAGCAGAUACGAGUGGUUCAUGCACAAGGGACUGCAGUAUUUAUAGGAUGCAGUCGCCAUGCUACCGCAUACCUAUGAAUGUUCACGACUCCCCCCCCCCUUCAUCCGGGAUCGUCGCACUUGGUGUGCUUAUUGUUUGAUGGUCGACAUUCGCGUCGUUAAUUGUCGCAAUUUCGUCACGUGCGUUGGGUGUUGGUGUGAUGAUUGCUCUACCAUCUGGUCCACCGACCCUGGAGUUGUGGAAAGUGUUCACUUGUGCGCUCCCCGCGUGGCUAAUUACUCCGCCUAGGCGAAGUCUCAGCACCGAGUAUGGAGUGGGAAGUUCAUUGCACUUGCUAAUGGACUGGGGGCCAGUAAACCAUGAUUAAAGUAGCUCACGCGAUUGUCACCUCUUGCGAGAAUUUCGGCCUCGUCGAAUUUGCAGCAGUGGAAUCAAUCCUUUGUCAGACGGAGGCAACGAAGGAGACUAAGAACCUCAUCCGACACCAAGUGUCGUCUCUCCUGAUGGCCCACAGGCCGCAGGAAGUGCGUUUCAAAGUCGAACGUGAUGCGCUUAGAGAACUCAAGGCCGAUAAAGACCUGGUCAUCGUGCCAGCGGACAAAGGACGCGCCACCGUUGUACUGGACAGGACAGACUACCUUCAAAAAGCCAAAGGUUUACUGGAGAACCGACAGUUCUAUGUCCCAUGUGCAACGAACCCUUUAAAGGCGCUGACACGCGAAAUUAAUAUUACGUCGUUGGCCUUGCAGAACUCAGGUGCAAUAACACCGACCGACAGACGCAUGGCAAGACCCCAAAAUACGGCUUUGGCCCGAUUCUAUGGCCUCCCUAGGGUGCACAAAGACGGCGCUACUCCUUGACCCAUCGUGUCGCUCAAAGGGACUCCAACGUAUGGACUGGCUAAAUGGCGGUUCCGGCGUCUCAAGUUCCUGACCGCUGAGUCAGACACCACGGUCUCUUCGUCAGCACAAUUCCUGGAGAAACUCAAAGGGGUAAGCAUCCAUCCAAAUGACGUCAUGGUAUCUUUUGAUGUUACAUCCCUUUUUACUUCUAUUCCCCAGGACCUGGCGAUCGAGACAAUUGAACUGCUACUACAAAGCAAAUACGAUGAAACGGAUAACCGUCUUGGACACGCCCAAAUCCUUCAGCUCCUGAAGUUCUGUCUCAGGACGUACUUCAGGUUCGACGGGACAAUCAACGAACAGGUGAAGGGCACACCAAUGGGUUCGCCGAUUUCGGGAUUCAUCGCCGAGGCGGCCCUACAACGGUUAGAGUCGCUGGUCUUCAAACAGCACAAACCGAAGUUCUGGGCCCGGCAUGUGGAUGAUACCUUCGUCGUCAUCGAACGGAAUCAGGCGCUGACAUUCAAAAAACAUCUCAACGCCGUCGUACCGAACAUUCAGUUUACGAUGGCCAUCCUAGAUGUCCUCGUAAGUCGCAAGGAUUGUGGUGGACUAAAGCGCAAAGUGUUCAGGAAAGAGACAAACACGAUGCAAGUACUGAACUUCAACAGCAACCACCCAAUCAGCCACAAACGCAAUUGUGUAAGGACGCUCUAUCCGCGUGUCGAAACGCACUGCAGUGAGCCGGAAGACAAGAUCGCCAAACUACAAUACCUCCAACGGGUCGUCAAAGUCAAUGGCUACCCGCGCAACUUCGUCAACCGGUGCAUACGCAAAAGGGACGAAAGGCCUAACCGUACGGACACCAAAUCUUGGCGGGCGCUUCCGUCUGUCAAGAACGUUUCGGAAGCUUUGGCCGCCUUUUCGCACCACUUGGGGUUGGAGUUGCACACAAACCGGAGGUAACCAUCAGGCGUCUGGUAAUGAAACCGAAAGACCCACUGUCACGGCAAGAAACGUCUGGAGUCGUUUACCGGAUCUGGUGCAGUUGCGGACAGAGCAACUACGUCGGAGAAACCGGAAGGCAGCUCCAAACGAGAAUGGCCAAACACGCUGCAGCGGUGCGGAGAAAUGACGCCAGCUCUCAAGUUGCGGCUCAUUCGACGGGUUCCGGACACACACUCAAAUUUGACGAGGCCGAAAUUCUCGCAUGAGGUGACAACCGCGUGAGCCGGGAGCUACUUGAAUCAUGGUUUACUGGUCCCCAUUUCAUAGGUAUGCGGUAGCAUGGCGACUGCAUUCUAUAAAUACUGCAGCCCCUUGUGCGUGAAUCACCCGUAUAUGCUGUUGUCUCUGAGGACGGAUUCGAGCAGGAAUCCGAAACGUCAGGCUAAUAAAGCUCUUAUCCCGGCGAUCGUGUCUCCUUCUUCACGGGAACAUACGCCUUCGUGGCGCUGAUUAGGACAGUGGUGGUCAUGGAUAUCGUAGUGCGGGUAAGGAAUAUUUGCAGGGAACGGCCCUCAUCUUCUCUUAUUCCUCUCUGAGACUUGCGAGGAUGUCGUCCACCAAUCUACCGACGCACAGCGACUUUGAAUCAGUAGUUGCGAAGUAUUAGUGACGAGGGCAAGAGGUACUACAUUCUCCGAAAAUACUUGUUGAUUACGACAGCGGCCUGAAAUGAUUCGCCAUGCUGCUCGAGGAUUUAACGAGACGAGGGGAUCUGACUUAAAUAACCGAGCCCGGAGUGAAAACCCAGAUAAAUAUUGCAAGAGCUUUGUUGGAGAUAUCAGAAAGACCACUAUCACAGAAAUGUUCACAAAUUAAUCCGUCACUCCUCGAGAUGAUCAGGGCAAUCACAGCAGUUGAACGUUUGUCAGCCCCUGGUUCUGCUUUAAAAGUAUUAAAUUAUAAGUCAGCGUUAGCGAGGACAAUCGCGCUCGCCCUCACUUAACAUGCUCCGUAGCACUCAUGCUGUGAUGAAUAAGUUUAUUAUCCAUGUAAUCAUGGUGGUCUGGAGAUAAAAUACCGAAAAGAUGUGUCUGCUAAUCCACUUUCCAAUCGUAAUAUGGGAAUUUUUGCCGAAAACUUCGACCUCUUGAAACCGCCUUUUUGAAGACAAAAAGUUCAGCACUGAAACGUCUAGACAUUAAUAGAUUUGUUUUGAUGCAAGAUUUUCAUUUUGGGAUUUACUUAAAGCUUUCAUGCAGGAGAUUCCAUUCUAAAAAAGACACGGAAAUCAGUUGUAAGCAGCUCUAGGGAACAUUAGCAUAUUGGACCCUUGGUUUACUGGGACGAUCGUAUCCAGGACACCAGAUUGAAAUCUUUUCCUACCUUGGUGGUAUUGUCGUCCGUUAAAUGAAGCUUUCUCAACUCUUUUUGAGAAGAUGAGAAAGUGCAUACGAGUUAGAGUGACAUGGACCGUCGACAAGUCCCGACUGAAAGUCACCUAACGUGGGAGCAGGGAGUAAGCUGAUUAUAUUUUCUGAUCCAAAUUAUGCCAACGAGUCGUAUUUACAGGAUCUCGCGCAAAAAAGUGAGCAACUCGUUCUGGGAGUACUUCCUAGUCGAAAGGUUUCGUGGUCCCCACAUGUAUCACAGGCGAUGCAAUCCAAACCUGUCCUCAUGCAAUCAAAAUCUUGCGGAAUGACUAGACUGAGUACCUAGAAACUGCUGGAGGGCAGGUAGUCCGUUUCAAGGUCAGUUCUUCCAAUGGGACGACCGACUCUCACUGUGUGACGAUAGUUCUUGAGUUGGAACAAACGCGCACGAAAAACAUAGAUUUGAUCCCCUGCAUUAUGUAAGCAAUGGUGGCUAAUACACCACCAUCCCGCUAGAAACUGCGUCCGACUAUCACCCCCUUCACCUCGUAAGCUCAAUUUAUUUUAGUCAAACACAGAAUCUAUGGAGCGAAGAACUUUUCUUUCUGGCACACACAGCGGUCAAAAAAGGAGUAGAGACGACCAAUCGAUUCACAGCACUUCGUUGGUGCAAAAAACCACUUUCAAAGAGCAUCGUCGCACCGUCGUUGUGGUGAUGGCCUAAACAUGCGAAAUCCCGGUUGAGAAAUUCUGCCCGUAUGUAUCUAUUCGGCCAGAUGCGUAUCCUACACAGCGAAAUUCAACACGACGACAUACCGAGCCCACCUUGCACAUCCGUCAACCCUCCCAUCUCCAGCACUGCUCUCCCACUCUCCAUCCACUAGUGCUGUUGCCAUCAACAGCAUCAUCACUUAAACCGGCUCAGAUGCUCUCAACCUAUCAUGCCCACGCUGCCACCGCACAUGCACAUCACGCAUCAGCCCGGUCGGUUACUUGCGACUUUGUCGUACGGAAACUGGCGAAACAGUCCUAUGAGCGCCAACGUACGCCCGUCGCCAUCGUCUCAGCUGCCCACAUGCAUUUGGUCAUCGUAUGGGCCUACUCAGUCUCAAGUCAGUCUGCGGUAAACCAUCGCAGACCGGACCCAACCACCACAUACACCACAAACGUGCCCAUCCCACAUCACCCAGCAUGGGCGCAAAAUAGGUCCCUCCCCUCCUAGUGAGAAUCGCUAUCUGCAUGCGGCCUCUAUGGCAUUAUAAUGCACGUGAAAUCUGAGCAUCGCACCGCUUCUGUGUGAAAAUCUGGCAUUUUGCGGAGGCCAGGCUCCCAAUCCAAUGGUGAGGGAUGAGAGGUAGACUCUCAGCACGCGUUCCUCAUUAAAAAACAAACUGAUGCGCUAAUAGCUGUGGCCCGGAAGUCUGCCAAGUGACAGUGUAACUCGAUCCUCAUCUCAGACGGAUAGUCAGGCUGCAAUGGCACUCUACUAAUUUGAUCUGUUUAACAAUCCUAGCAAGUUGGGAGCCCCUUUCUCCCUCGUGUGAAAACCUGGUCCUUUUCGGUGGGCAUGCGUAGAUGAACUGCUUGGUUUGGGCAGUCAAUGUACCCGAUCCCACCCCUGGUCUUUUUGACUCUAUCUUGACACCGGGCUCAGGAUGGUGAGGGAACAGAAGGGUGUGAUGGACUUAGGUCAAAUCCACCAUCACCGAAAACAAACUUGCCCCUGCGCACGCCCUGCUGUGGGCACAUGUGCGCAUUGUCGGUGAGGACAGUCGAAAUGUCAGGAAAUUGAGUGAAACUAAGUGGAAUGAUUUACCGGUCAUCAAAGAUGGUGGUAUAGACAUCAAAAAAUCGACGCGGUCUGUGCACACCAACGGACUAAUGCGGCGAAUUCUCCCAUAGGAAACGAAAGGGGAGGACCGCUAACCUGGUUCCCAUCAAAUUAGAGACAGAGGUGUGGGUCGCAGGAAGUCGAUUCUAACACAGAGAUAGAAUCGAUUCUGGCCUCAUUGUGAAUCUCGCCUACCACAGGACGAAUUCUUGCAGCACACUAAUGGAGGGUCCCCCUGAAGGAUUACAUUGACUCUGGCGACUUCACCUUAGUCGGAUGACUGUCGGUCCGUUCACCACCCGCACAAGUCCUCCCUAAAAUGUUGUCAGGUUUUAAAAGUCGGUACUACCCGCUUACUUGUCUUCCAUUAAUCAAAAAUAUUCUUUUGAAGACCGCACCCUUUCAAAGAGCGCAACAUUCUGCACUGUCUACUUGGUGCGAAGAAUAGUGGGAAAUAAAUCCGUUCGUACCGAACACCGCGGAAAGAGGUAACUUUAUGCAUCCUCAUUAAACCAAUGUCAGAGUUUACUAGGAAACAAUGAUCCUUAAAUGCCGAUGUAAGUAACAACGAUAAAAGAAGUGGUGCCGGGACCGCGGUGACCGCAUUUGAGGAAUGUUACUUGGUAAGAACCAAAUGUCUUAAAAUCAAGUUAGCCAGACCGAAGCCGACGGUAGUGACUAUUGAACAGUAAAAAGACACGGAUGCGAUGUACGGCAAGAGCAAGUCAGUGCGAUCGCGGACAUAUACAUAAAUAAAGCAGGCCUCAGUGUUAGAAUUCAGGUUAUCCCAUUAAAAUACCUCAGUCCUUUAGGCCACGUUCCUCGUGGGUCAGAAGGGCGGCUACCGAGCAAAACUCGUCUUAUCAGUGAGAAAGACUAGUUGGCGAGCAAACGUUUGCUUUUGAUGAAUUCUCGCCAGGCAAGGCACGAGACCGCGUGAAACAUGUAAGUGAAUAGAUAAGUCAAUUAAAGGUGGCAUUACGGAAGUAGUUGUGCUAACUCCCGGUGGAGUCACUGGGAAUCCCUAUCUGUGGUUAGGAAAUUCGACAUGGUACCAGAGGGGAGUUUUCGUGUUUGUGGAAAUGUUGACCACUCUUCCAUCGCGAUUUCAGUUUGAGCCUGAUAUUUCGCAAUAACUUGCUCAUCUUAGAACAUGUCCCCCGAAUGCUCUCUACUUCUGCCGGUGUUUCUCAGAUCCUUUUUGUUGAUAUCUUAAUGUAACACUUCACAACGCUCUAGCAAUUUGUUGAUCGAAUUCUCGACGAUGUCAGUCCCCUUCACUCUAAAUUAAUGAAUGCUAAAUCUUUCCGAUCCAUGUUCUGUGGCCUCGAGCAUAUUUCUUACGUACAUUAGUACGCCGGCUUUCAGUAUUAUCAUCGUUGGUACGAUACAUAACGUGUAAAAGAGACAGAAACACAGGAAUUGAAACUCGAACUGUUCCCAUACAGUUUUUGUGCAAACCCAUUCAAUCCUUUGUCUAUUCAUUUGUAUUCUAGCUACCUGGGGCACGUUCUUCUUGAACGCUGUCCAAUAAUGUCCUUAGGAUAAGGUGCAUUACUUCCCCUCCACUUGUAAACAACAUACGCAACCGAACGAACGGACGACUGACACUGGCAACUCGUAAUAUAGCAUCAGCGUAACAGUCCCAGAAGCACGCGUUGGCGCGCUAAUGACAUGGCAGGGACAGGUUUGCAGUUACGGAGGACGAGAAACCCGCGCAAUCGGCAUAACUGUAUACAAUGAAAAAGGAGAAUCAGAAGAAGGAAAAUAUGGGGACAGACCGUCGUGACAGUUCGUAUAUUCGUAUAGUAAAACAACAUCUCCGUCUAGUCUUCUAUGCGACCUACGCCUACGCCACUAACCACAUUAGUCAGCAAGUGUACGCCAAAGCCAUAUGCCACGAGGGACGGCAUACAAAACGACCCAAAAAUGACGGUUACAAAGACAAAGGCAUGAGAAUCUUAAAUUUUAAUGAACAUUACCAGUCCAAGUAAAAGACAAAUGAGACAAAUUAAAGUUCCUUCAACUCAUCAGGCAAGUCGUUUUUCGGAUGCUUGCUUUCAAAGUGCAUUUUGUAGGUCUUUGGGUCCGGCAUUUGAGCCUUACAAACUACGCACGAAAAGGCCAAUCCGGCAGCCGCAGUCUUUUUGUGGUCGGCUGCCGAAUGCUUUUUCUGUUGUGCCUGAUUUCGUUCCUUAGCCCUUUGCUGUGACUGGAUCUUCUGCAGACCACGAGCCAUACCGGCCGCCACAAACCAAAACUUCCGCAAGACUGGGAAAUUGAGCUUUUAACCAACCCGCUUAAAAAAUCUGGUUCUUAACUUCUAAGCAAAGAAUGCUUAAUAGUCCGUUUCCCUUAUUGUAACAGUGGCAUUUCUAAAAGCUACUGAGAAUAAUGCAGUCAGAGGAAGCGAUGCACAGGUGAACCCCGGUAUCCACAGGGGUAAGAGGUCAUGGCUACUUCCAACUACCUGAAAUCCAUAAACGCUACAGACCUGCAGCAGGCAGCCAUCAUGACGGGUCUAGUACCAUUGUUCAGGACUUCGCUGCCUCAAAGUCAUUCGUCCCUUGCAAAAAGCCGCUUCAGACGCGCUAAAAUGAAUUAACUCGACCGACUUCAGCUCGGGCACAACUGUGUCCUCACUGUGUCGCGGCUACCCAUGCGCCACUUGAACGCAACUCACCCUGCAACAGCAGCCUAAGCCACUGGGGCACCACACCUCGAAAAACGCAGCACACACGGAUUGGACAUUAACUGAGCUUAGCCCACGAGUCUACAAGAGCGGCUGCCAUCACUGUCUCAUUGAAUCUCAGGCAUGACUGAAUACAGUCAACACCAGUCCGGGAUUCGCCAGUGGCUACUGCCGCCUGAGGGGACAAGUCAGGGUUAUGUAUGCAUUCAACGUCUCAUUCUGAUGCCCUCCGUCCUCCCCUACAACUUGGGACCCGACCUGGUGGUUUUAGCGCUCAGAGCACUUACUCUCGCCUCCUAGCUUCAACAGACCAAUGUAAAAACGCUCAUAAAUGUCUCGAAACUUUUCUCUAGAAAAAUACGAACUCUCCGAAAGACGCAGCAUCCCAUACUCUGAGACGCUCUCGGAAAUCCCAUACUUGAUGCCCAGUUAAUCGCUGAUAACUUCAAUGAUUUCCCGUCUAAAACUUUAACUGACGACUCGACCACUCCGCUUCCGACCAUCCAGUCACUGACUGGGGCAGUUCUAGAAUCUAUAUCUUUCACUCUGUGGGAUGUGACUGUUGCGAUUCGGCGUUUUCGUCAAUCUUAUAGUCCAGGACCUGAUGGUGUCCCAACAAGCAUUUUAAAAGCCGAUGCAAACACGAUCUUCCCAUCCCUCUUGUGCAAGAUAUUUAAUCUUGCUCUUGAAACUGAAACCUAUCCUACCCUGCCGAAGGAAUCACACAUUUUGCUCAUUCCUGAGCCCGGCAAAUCUACAUCAUUUGAUGACUUUCGGCCAAUAAACACCCUCCCCGCAGUGUCGAAGAUCUUAAAGACAUUGAUCAAAGAUAAGAUGAUGUGUCACUUAACAGUAAAUAACUUACUGAGUGAUGCUCAGCAUGGAUUCCUCAAAGCUCGAUCUUGUGACACCUGUCAACUCUCUUUCUUCGACUAUGUUCUCCAAUCUAUGGACCACGGUUUCGCACUUUACAUAGUUUAUUUUGAUUUCACUAAUGCUUUGGUCGUGUUGAUUAUGCUCUUCUUCUCUUGAAACUGUCCUCUUUCGGAAUAGGUGGUAAACUUUUAAAUUUUAUAUCCUCUCACCUGGGCACUCGUACACAACGAGUUAAGAUUUCCAAUACUACCUCCAACCCCACACGAGUGAGGAGUGGAGUCAUUCGGGGAAGUGUACUCGGCCCGCUUUUAUUUUGCCUUUUCGUUAAUGAUGUACCCCAUUUAUUUCAGAAUGGUAAGCCUUUCAUGUUUCCGAUGAUCUUAAAGUUGCAUAUCGAUAUAAGCCGGUAGAUCGUGACAUCGUGCUUGAGCUCCUAAAGAGCGACCUACAGGCUUUCGCCUAGUGCUGCCGCAUAUGGAGCCUUUCUCUUUCUUGGCAUAAGUGCUCAGUCAUGGUUGUUGGCGACGACCGCCAACCUCAACUAAAUAUUGAAGGUCACUCCAUAAAUGUGCCCAGGGUUAUAAAGGAUCUGGGCAUAUCAUACUCCAAGAGUCUCAAUCUCUCGGAGCACUGUGUCUUGAUAGUCUCCAAAGCACGCAGAACGACGGGGUUUAUCCUCCGAAACUUUAAAACUAGGGACAUCAGAAUGCGCCUUUACAACAUGUACGUUAGACCUGGUCUGGAAUACUGUUGGUUUUUUUCGGCCUCAUGCGUGCUACUGAGCUGAAGAAAAUAGAAUCCGUUUGACACUUUUUACCAAGAGAGUUUUAACCCCAGCACACCGACACUUGUCUAACCAAGAACGUUGCCGGUUUACGGGCCUUGACGCUUUUUGGUUCCGUAGAUUACAAAAGGGACUAUUUUUUCUAUUUAAACUCUUAUAUAAUCACAUAUUUUACCCACUCACUUCUUUAAGACAUCAUAUCCACCCACGACGUAACAAUCGCCGUGAGGUCUUUUUAUUUCUGCCUCUGGCACGUACUGUUAAAUAUCGUCGGUUCUAUUCUGUAAAUGCACUUGCUAUUUGGAAUAAACUACCAAUGAUUAUGAAAACUCUGCAAAAUUAUCCUUUAUUUGAGAGAACUAUUACUCGAUUUUUGCAUUCAGAAAAGCUUCCUCAAAUUUUGGGUUCUGAAUCCACUGAUCGACUGUACCGUAGCGAUGACGUUUGUGGUCUCUGAACACUAUGGCCGGUCUCACCAUCUGUUCCUCAACGCCUCUACUUUGACUAUCCCCAACUUCAUGAAAGGAAUUGACGUCCGAUAAUCUCCGAUACCGUGAAACCCCCUCCCCCCUUUCUUGACGGUCGAAAAUCUACCGCCAGCAAUUUUUUUUUCCCCUGAACCCUUCAAACCAUAAAAACCAUCAUCAACUAUAUUUUUCUUCUUCGGGAGUUUUUUUUCACUGCUGGUCGGAUUUGUGUUUAAUCGCUUCCCUUGCCAAUGCCUGUAAACUGGCAUUUAAUAAAUUAAAUUAAAAUUAAAUUACACCAACAAAGAGCGCUGGCAGCUUGCCCUUCACAUGUGUAUCAAGCUAUAAUACAAAAAGUCAAGUGAGGCAGCCAAAUAAAGACGUUACAGCAUAUAUCACGGACGCGAGCAACUUAGCAACUGAUCUGGAUACAGCCAUAAAGGUAGUCUAGAGUCUGAGACUAAAUCUACGGCCAACAAAAGAGGGCAGAAUACAACCACCAGUUUUUUUCCCGAGAGAUCCCGUUGUGUGGUAGUGCAAGGAGUUCCUGAAGCACCUGGUGACACCCCGAAAGAAAGGGUGAAACACGAUCUCCUGACAUUCCAAAACCUACUCGAUGACACGCAAGAACCCGGUUAGGUCGUCGAAAUCCAACAGAUCUUCCGUUUGGGACCUUCAGUAAGAAACAACGCAUGCAAAGUGCGGCCGAGACCACUAAAAGUCGUAUUGCGAAACGAAAAGCAAGCAAAUCUCAUCUUGUCGCGAAUGUCCAGGCUUCGAAAUAACUAUCGUGGUGUUUUUUCAGCCGGACUUUCACCCAAUCGAAAGAAUAAAAAUGAGGACGCUGGUAGCGGAACUGAGAAAACGUCAGAGCGAGGGCGAAGUGAAUCUGAAAAUAGCAAACAACCAAAUUGUAAAAAUAGAGCGUUCCUUAUUGUGGAAUCAUCCGGCGACAUUGACGAUAAAGGCACCGGCGCUCGGUUCCGACAAACUCCAGUAAAUUCAAAAUCGACUAGUGGACUUGGUACGCCAGGAGAAAUAUGCAGCAAUAACUAUCAGUCAAAAGCACCAGCGAACAAAUUCCAGAGAUCUAAACAGCAGAAUAACAUAAAAUGAUGUACACAAAUGUGCUGAAUUUAUUCAACAAAUUGGAUGAAAUAAAACUCACUGUGGCCCAUUUCCAAACCGACUUGAUAGCUUUAACUGAAACAUGGUUAAAUGCGCAGAUAGAAGACACGGAAGUUAUGCUAUAUGGUUUCCAGAUUCUCCGAAUUGACCGAAGCGAACGAAGGGGUGUGGAGAUUGCAAUAUUUAUACGAGAUGGCAUCGACUACGUCAGGGUUGAGUCUUCCCCAUUAGAAGCGAAGAGACGGGUCCCAGGAAGUAGUCUUUUCAGUAUUCAGUAUAGUCAGUAUAUUUGGUAAGGAUAAUAGGCAAAGCCUUUGAAAACCCUACUGAUUACAUUUCAGCUCGUUAGAAGUAACUGUACACGAACAAAAAAUAUUCACUAUGAAAACAGUACUUGGUUCAUUUGAGUAGCAUUGUCUCAGAGAAAAUAUUUGUGGGGACCAGGGGUAUUAGUUCAGAUUCAGACCGUCGAGGGAAAACAGGGGACACAAAUAAUCAUCCAAGCGUUUCUUGAAGAGUUGCAGGGAUGUAGCCUCCACGACUGACUGAGGGAGAUCGUUCCAUUUCUCCACUACUCUGCGUGAAAAAUUCAGAACGGAGAUUCAGCCUGGACAUUGUUGUCCGUAACUUCAUCGAGUGACCACGAAGAUAGGGUGAAAGGUGCCACUGAAACAUGUCCUCAAAUUUAAGUCCAUACUCAAGGCCAUGUAUUAUCUUGUAGACGAGGAUAAGAUCACCCCUUUGCUGCCUGUAACACAGAGGGAAUAAAUUAAGGCAAUUCAGUCUGUCUGUGUAGGAAUGGCUUUUUAGACCGUUUACCAGCUUUGUUGCACGCCGUUGUACCCGUUCGAGGCAUUCUUGGUCCUUUACCAGCCAUGGCCGCCAUGCUUGUAUGCCAUAUUCUAAGUGGGGCCGAACAAAUGUGCCGUAAACUCUCCAAAAAAGGUCUUGGUCAAAAUUUACGAAAGUCCUUUUUAUUGCAUGCAGCACUCCCAUGGCGUUUUUUUGCAGCCUUGUGGCACCGCAGUGUUGGUUUCAGGUUGUUCUGUAUCCAAACCCCGAGAUCCUUCUGUGAAGAUUCUGCGGGGAGCCUUAUAUCUUUCAGGUGAUAAGUCCUCAGGCUCUCAUUUGAAUGAGAGUUGGUUGGACGCAGAUGAAGGACGGCACACUUCUCCACAUUGAAAUCUAGAAGCCAUUUCUUCGACCACGCUUGCAGUCGGUGCAGAUUAUCUUGAAGGGAUCUCUGAUCAUUCGGACCCUUAAUGACUUGCCAGAGCUUAACGUCGUCUGCAAACAUUAUUUUGCCGCAGUCGAGUUCCUGAAGGCUGUCGUUAACGUAAAGGAUGAAGAGCAAUGGUCCCAGAACUGAGCCUUGUGGCACACCACUGGUCACAUUCACCCAUUCUGACACAUCAUCCCCGAUACAGACACGUUAUUUCCGACCACCCAGAAACGCCCUAAUCCAGUUCAGAAGAUCUCCCCGGAUGCCGAUGCCGCUCAGUUUGUGAAGAAGACGUUGGUGUGGGACAGUGUCAAAAGCUUUGCGGAAAUCGAUGUACACGACAUCGACCUCAAAACCCUCUUCUACAGCCCUGGUCCAGAUUUCCAGACAAGUUAG
This is a messenger RNA of Spirometra erinaceieuropaei, 15894 nucleotides long. The record is from the annotation of a GenBank genome assembly. Lineage: Eukaryota; Metazoa; Platyhelminthes; Cestoda; Diphyllobothriidea; Diphyllobothriidae.